Messenger RNA from Helianthus annuus (common sunflower), 1116 nucleotides. RefSeq names its product protein TsetseEP-like. The transcript has 4 exons. The coding region runs from base 151 to 705 and encodes 184 amino acids. Lineage: Eukaryota; Viridiplantae; Streptophyta; Magnoliopsida; Asterales; Asteraceae. The record is from RefSeq and is a predicted model, not a curated record.
AACCUAACACUAACAGAAUUAACGGCAUGCAAGAUUUUCAAAACAGAUUUACGCGCCAACAAAACAAACCAUCUUUCUGUCUCUGUCCACUAUACAAACACACACAAAACUCAUACAGCAAAUUUCACUGCUCAUUUUCUUCAAGAAACAAUGGAAUUACAAGUCCCACAGGUAGAAAACGAACCACGUGAUGUACCCGAAGAUGAACCUCAAGUUGUUCCAGAACAUGAACCUCAAAUUUUACCAGAAGAUGAACCACAAGUUGUCCCACAAAUUGAACCUCAAUUUGUUCCAGAAAAUGAACCUCAAGGUGUUCCAGAAGAUGAACCUCAAGUUGUACCACACCUUGUCCCAGAAAUUGAGCCUCAUGAAAAUGAACCCCCAGUUGAUGAACCUCAGGUUGUCCCACAAAUGGAACCCCAAGUUGUUCCACAAAAUGACCCUCAAGUUGUUCCAGAAGAUGAACCACAAGUUGUACCAGUAAAUGAACAUCAAGGUUUUCCAAAAUAUGAAUCACACUGGGAAGAAAUAUCAGAGGACGAUUGGAACGAAAUGUGUGAAAAGGGCAAAUUCAAGAAAGAAGGCAUGAAUAUGACAGUUAUGGAUUUUCUCAUAGGCCAUGAACUUCCCAUCGUUGCUGAAACAAAGAAUCCGGCUACCCAUGUUUUUUCGUACAGAUUUGGCCGUGACUGCACUUCUAUAUAGAGCAGUAAAAGAUGAUCGAAUUAUGUUGUAGGCGUGAUUUUAAUGCUGCACUGGAUUUUUCGUGCAAAUUUGUGAUGUGGGAAAGUUUUGAUCUGAAAUUAAUAGUUUUAGUUCUGGUUUUAGUAAAGAAUGCUGUUUGACUUUGCUGCCAAGGUCGCCAGCCAAACAGGUAACUACAUAGAAAAAGCUGCAAAGAUGGUUAGAUUGGAAGAGUUAAGCUGUAUAAAGUAGUCAGAUUUCAGUUUUCAGUUUUUGAGGCGACUACCCUGAAUUGUAUCAAAGAAAUUCAUCAACGGACCUCGAUAAAUAGAUAGAUAUUUUUAGAAAUGGUGUUUUUGAUACGAAUAUAUACAUACGACAAUGACCAAAUUCUCAUUCUUUUAUGGUUUCAUUCGUAACAAAUUUUAGCUA